This is a messenger RNA of Corvus hawaiiensis (hawaiian crow), 4097 nucleotides long. RefSeq names its product arginine vasopressin receptor 1A (gene AVPR1A). Gene Ontology annotation, molecular function: vasopressin receptor activity; peptide binding. Bases 166 to 1458 code for a protein of 430 amino acids. The record is from RefSeq and is a predicted model, not a curated record. Lineage: Eukaryota; Metazoa; Chordata; Aves; Passeriformes; Corvidae. Gene Ontology annotation, biological process: G protein-coupled receptor signaling pathway; regulation of systemic arterial blood pressure by vasopressin; positive regulation of vasoconstriction. The transcript is spliced from 2 exons. Gene Ontology annotation, cellular component: membrane.
CGUCAGGCGCUGGGCAGCCACUGGCGCGGGAGCUCCCCCUCGCCUCGCCUCCCGAGGCCGGGGGAUAAAGGCACCUGGCCCGGCGUUCCGGGCCACCGGAGCGGGGAGGCGGCGGGCGAGCGGACGUGCCAGGGUCGGGCCGGGCCCCACCGCGCAGCCCCCUCCAUGCGCCUCGCCGGCGGCGCCGGCUCCCCCCGGGCUUUGCCCUCGCCCGGGAACGGCAGCCGGUGGCGGGCGGCGGAGCCCGGCGGCGGCAGCAGCCCCAGUCCCGAGGCGUGGUCGGGGUCGCCGAACGGCAGCCUGGGAGGCUGGGACCCUUUCGGGCGGGACGAGGAGCUGGCGAAGCUGGAGAUCGCGGUGCUGGCCGUCACCUUCGCGGUGGCGGUGGUGGGGAACGGCAGCGUGCUGCUGGCCCUGCGGCGCACGCCGCGCAAGGCGUCCCGUAUGCACCUCUUCAUCCGCCACCUCAGCCUGGCCGACCUGGUGGUGGCCUUCUUCCAGGUGCUGCCCCAGCUCUGCUGGGAGGUGACACACCGCUUCCACGGCCCCGACGGGCUCUGCCGCGUCGUCAAGCACCUGCAGGUCUUCGGCAUGUUCGCCUCGGCGUACAUGCUGGUGGCCAUGACCGCCGACCGCUACAUCGCCGUCUGCCAUCCGCUGAAGACGCUGCAGCAGCCCACCAAGCGCUCGUACGGGAUGAUCGCGACGGCCUGGGCGCUCAGCCUGCUGCUCAGCACCCCGCAGUACUUCAUCUUCUCCCUCAGCGAAGUGGAGCGCGGCUCGCAGGUCUACGACUGCUGGGCGCAUUUCAUCAUGCCCUGGGGGCCCCGCGCCUACAUCACUUGGAUCACCGGCGGCAUCUUCAUCGCGCCUGUCCUCAUCCUCAUCAUCUGCUACGGCUUCAUCUGCUACCACAUCUGGCGCAACGCCCGGGGCAAGACGCGCCCGGGGGAGGCGGCAGCAGCGGGUGGCGGGCGGCGGGCAGGUGGUGGUGGUAGCCCGCGACGGGGGCUGCUGCUCGCCCCCUGUGUCAGCAACGUCAAAACCAUCUCCCGCGCCAAGAUCCGCACCGUCAAGAUGACCUUCGUCAUCGUCUCGGUGUACGUCGUUUGCUGGGCGCCCUUCUUCACCAUCCAGAUGUGGUCCGUCUGGGACCAGCGCUUCCCCUGGGUCGAUUCUGAAAACACUGCGACUACUGUUACGGCUCUGCUGGCCAGCCUGAACAGUUGCUGUAACCCGUGGAUCUACAUGUUCUUCAGUGGGCACCUCCUCCAAGACUGCAUACAGAGCUUCCCUUGCUGCCAACAAAUAAAGCAAACGCUGAGUAAAGAAGAUUCAAACAGCAAUAGCAGGCGACAGACUUCUUUCACCAACAACAGAAGCCCAUCCCACAGCUUAAACACCUGGAGAGAGAUGUCCCACUCCAAAGCAACCAGCUUCAUCCCCAUUCCGACAUGAGAUAGGGCAGGCAGGGCUUGCAGUCCCAUCACAGUGUUUGGGAAGGUUAUAGUAUGGUAUUUUAUGCCAGUCCAAGGUAUCAUGGUACCAAGGAAUGACUAAGAUGGUCAUGAGACAAAAGUGCCACCUUGCUAGAUAAGUUAUGCUGCAGCAUGUAAAUUAUUUUCUGAAAGUUAUUUAGGACUUGGGCAACUGAUCAGGAUAGUGUGGCAACAAUAAAGCAAUUAUUUUUUUAAAUAGAAUAUAUUUUAAUUUUUUGUCUGUUUCUAAAAUACUAAGUGCAUUGUUUGCUUGCUGUUUAAAACUGUAAAAAUAAUGGAGUUGUCAUGUGUUGGGGUAACUCCACUCUCUAGUGUUAAUGCCUAAAACUUCUCGUGAUUGUCUGAUGAAGUCAUGGGGAAAGAAGACAAUGUGAGUAAGACUACAGUUUAGUCUUAAACAUAAAAAGAAAGGAGUAGGGAAAAAUCUUGCCUCUCCAGAUAAGGAAUGUGGUUAUAUAGACUCUGAGUUGUUGGAAUUCAGUUGUUCGUGCUACUCCAUCUUGUAAAGGUCUAGUAGUUCUCAGACACUGAAAUUUAACAGCCCCUGUGAAGGCAUAUCUUUUAGUGACAUCAAUGUCUAUAUGUGUAUUGUGGGGUUUCAUUUUUAGGGUGACAUUUCCUCUUCCCUUCAUUCCCUUCAAGUUGAUGGAAGUUAUACAGCAUAUUUGUGUGUGUGUGUGUUGUUUCACCUACCUUCAUUUUUUAAACUAAUUUUAAAAAUAUAUUGAUAAGUAUGAUAUACUGUGACUAGCUGAGCACCAAGAAAACUCACAAUGAAUACCAGAACCACUUGUUUUAUGGGCAGGAAUUCCAUGUUUUCUUUUUUGAUUUACUAAGACGUCUAGGAUCAAGCCACAUUGCUUGGUUGUCAAGCAAAUAGCCUCAUGAGUUCAGGAGAGUGUAGUCAUUUGGUAAGAGCUGUAGAACCAGUAUAUUUCAAGACACAGAUCUGAGAAUCAAACUUACAAGUCUUCUGGGAACAUAUAAAAACUAUUGUUGGUGCGUCUUUUUUUUAUUAUUAGUUUUAUUGCCAGCUCACGCCAAUAUAGUCCUAAAAAUUGUCAGUAAACUGCAAUAAAAAUUCAUCACAACAUAUUUGCUAGUUACAAAGCAUUCAAGGUGUGUUUGUUUUCAAUACAAUGCAUGCUGAGUUGACUGUAGUUUGUUUAUAUGGUAAAUAAUCCUAUCACAUCUUUCCUUGCUGCCCAUCUCUUAUUUUGAGGUUGGGUUUUAAAGCUCCUUGAGUAAGUUUUGCUGAGUUUUUAAGUCUUGAGAAUCUCUUUGAGAAGUACAGCUCCCUGUCUACUCUGUUAUCCUGAGCUUGCCAGAUCCUGAAAUACAGGUGUUCCCCUGGCCCCCUGCAGGAGUGCUGACACAACCCCAACUGUCUGCUGGAGCAGUGGGACACGAGCAUGGCUGCAUAACGUGCCUGCAAGGAGGAAGCUCACAAGCAGGUUUCUUUGUUUCCCACCAAAACCUAACAAACAAGAUUGCUUUUCUAAUUGCUUGAGGAGAUUGCAUGAGGCUUUCACUGAGUAUGGUGCCCAUGCCUGCCCCAAUAAUGGUAGCAGAAAUUAAUAGAAUUAGAUGGAGAAUAAGAUUAUAUUAAACCACUCCAGAAGCUCCCCAUUGACUAUUUUGGGCAAAGAAUAUGGAAUAUUAUACUUAAAAUAAUUUUUUUUUAAUUGGGGGGUUUUUGUCACUAAAAAAAAUCUUUGCUCUUCUCUCAUCUUUCCUCAUGUUUGCUGUUGCUCAAAGCACUAGAACCCAGAGGAUAGCAUGGUGGAAUGGCUUAUAUUUAACAGACUAUCUUUUUGAUAACCUUUAAUAUAAAAGUAUGGCUACAGCUCUCACCAGCUCUUGGACAAAGGUUUGCGAACCUGAAGUUAUAUUUUAGUCCAAAAAAUGCAUGCAGUGGUGUGUGUGUGUUUGUGCACAUUAUAUGUACUGUGUAUAUUUUGCAAGUAGAUAAUUCACAGUUACUGAAAUUGCAAGUGUUUCAAAUUAAGUACACUAUACUUUGCCAAGUUUUCUGUUUGUGCUACAACUUUCUUUGUACAUGAAAUCUGUAUUGAAAAGCAAUUAGCUGUACUAACAGAAUUUUCAUGUUUGCAUAAUUGAAUUAUUUUUCUAUUACACUUUACAUUCAAACAGAAAAGAUAAUGAAAAAACAUGUGUAGAAUAAUGUUGAGAAUAAAAAUGAGCUGGGAAAUGACCAAUAUAUGUAUUAAAGUGAGCAGAUCCAAAGUAUAAAUUCAAGAGGUUUUUUCAAAUAUGUUACAAAAUCUAGCCUUACACUUGGGACUUACCAGCAUGAAUUUGCCCUGAGAGGGUUCUAUAGUUUCUAUAAUUAAACUGACAACACAAUUCAUCAAUAUUUGGUUUCCAGACAUAUUUUGUACAAUUUUUCACAUAAUUGUAAUGUUGGAAGGUACAGCCAGUAUUUUUAAUUGUUCAUCUGUGGAGAUUUUUUUUUUAAAGCUGCUUUGGAUUAUCAUGAGGGUGCUCUAAUGGAAACAGAAGGAAACAAAAAAUUAUGAAACCACUGCAAGUUUUAAACAUGGAAACAUGCUCUAAUAAACAUUUGUUUGAUCAGAA